Molecule: messenger RNA, 3216 nt
Organism: Vitrella brassicaformis
Lineage: Eukaryota; Vitrellaceae
Source: the annotation of a GenBank genome assembly
CAAAACCUUCAAUUCACCCAAACACACCGAUCAGCGCUUCUUUUUGUCCCCUCCUCUUGCACUCGUCUCCUAAUUCCGCCCCCACCGUCAGAAAUGGCGCCCCCCGAGUCACAGGGCGAGGUACCUGUUUCCCACGGCCACAACCUCAAUAUGACCAUCCCCGGCCCAGGCGUCAACGAUAAACCUGCAAGACCUGUCGGGAAGCUGGUCUUCCCGGACAAAAAUACCUUCGACAGCAGGCCCCUGACGCCUUUGGUUGGCGGGGCGGAGAAGGGGGGCAAGGCGGUGCGAGUGGUGAAGAAUGCGACCAGCGGGUUUUGGGACCCACGGACACCUGCAGCUGAGCUGGAGGGGAGGAAAACGUGAGCUGGGAUGAGCUGUGGAUGAGGGGAUGGGAUGGGGAGGGUGGAGGCCGGAGGGGAGAGAAUGUGUGUGUGUUUGCGUGCUGUGUGGUUGCAGGCGGAGAGGGCCUGGGCAGUUCCAGUCGCGCUUGAAGAGCGUCCCCUACCUACAUGCCGGUACGCAGCCGAUGGCCCAAUCUCUCUGUGUGUCUGUCUGUUUGACUAUUGUCAUGUUCUGACGUCAGUCUAUAUCGACGCACCCCGCAAGCUGACGAUGAAGCGGCUGCCCGAGGUCGCGCACAUCGGGCGGGGCGAGCGGACGAGACACUCCUACUCAUCCAGACACCUCGACACACACGAGCGGCUCUUCUCCACGCAGACCAUAUCAAGCACGGUAGGUGCCGGGUGUCUCUUUCUCUGUGGGUCGACAUAUGUACGAUGUCUGCGUGUCUUGUGUUACCAGAUGCGCUUGCGCGGCGCGGAGGCGAGCCGCAUCGCUGCGAUCGGCAGACAUGGAGAGGGGGGGUAUCUGCACGAAGUGGAGGAUUCGCUGCCUCCCAGCGCCUGGAUCAGCUACCGCGCCGCGCGGGCCGCGAGUAUGCCCCACUUGCAGCGGCGUCAGAGGCAGCCGUCGCCCACACAUCCCGCGGUAGGCUGGUGUCUCCUUAGACCUGUGUUUUUCAUCACCUUUCUGUAUGUGUAUCUGUAGGUGUACAGCGCGAGCCGCAUGGGCGGUUGGGCGAUGGACAGACCCGCUGUGUCUUUCGAUCUCAAGGCGGCCGAAAAGGUGGGCGCGGGACAAGGAGGGCAGGGGAAGUCAUUGAUUCCUUCCUUCGUGUGGGUGGGCGCUUCCCCAUGUGUGCAGCCGGUCAAGUACGUGCAGGGCCGGCCUCCCGACCAUCCUGAGGUACCACGCAAGACAGACAAUGCACUAGAAAAGGCCAUCCCACUGUCCUCCAUUCUUUAGGCGUUGAGUGACAUGUACACGCCGUCAGCCAGGAUCAGCGGCCACCCCGAGACCCCCAUUUGCGCCCCACACAUCGACCGGGGGCUGAGCGCAACCACACCGAGACACUUCAAAGCUCCGCCACCUAGUGCAUCCACUGUGGCAGCGGUAGGCCACACACACACAGACAGGCAGACAGAAAUGAGAAUGCACCCAUCCAGCGGGAUGUCUCGUUCGUCAGGCUUGUUUGUCGAUUCCCACGUUGAAGCUGGAUGGCAAAAUCGACAUUGAUGGCACGGAUGUGUCGCCGUCCGGUCGCGGGCCGGCACCUGCGCCCACGACCGACGAACGGCUGGACUGGUUCAGGGGCGGGCUGAAGCGCUUUCCCGACACGAUCGCUGGCAAGGGGCUGGGCACCUCUCGUGUGAUUGCGCAGGGCGAGUACCUGGACCUCCUUGAGGGAACGGCAGGGCCGGGGCUCUCUGACAGCACCCGAUCGCUGGCGGGAAGCGCCAGCCAGCCUGACCUGUAAGCCACAGGCCUUCCUUGAUGCAUGGAGGAAGGCCAUGGCCUUCUCUCUCUCUCUCUCUCUCUGUGUGUGUGUGUAGCCGUCAGCUGGUCGGCGAGUCGCCAGCUGACGAGUCGCCUGUGUCGGCUCUUCCCGCCACAGGGAUGCUGACGUCUCGCGGCGCCAUAGCGUCCAACUUCAAGUAUGAGGAGAUGACGAGCGACCCCAUCCUGGCAUACACACGGCCGUCAUUCACCGCCACAAAGACCGGGGAGGUAAUUAGUGCGGCCGGCACAGCACAGACAGACGGUGCAUCCGCGUGUGUUGCCUUGGUGGUCAGCGCGGCAUCCGCAUCACCAAGAUGGAUCCCCCGGCCAGUAAGGUGCACCCAUGGGACGACCUCAAGCCACAGACACCAGAAGUCCGGCUCAACCCGCCGUACGCGAGACACACUCACUCACAGACACACCCUCUCCCCCCAAUGCACCCUGCUGCCUCUAUAUGCAGUGUGUGGUUCCUGGACCCUGUCCACGAGCCCCUGCCCACUGACCGCAUGACGCGUGACCGCCGUGAUGUGGCAUCACAGCUGUACUGGAACCAGGCUGUCAGCAAUCCGUGCGACCGAAGCCCGGAGGAAUACUACUUCGCUACGGAAGCGGUGAGCCGAUCCGAUAGAGCAGCAAGGAUCCAUGUGUCCUCCCUGUUCGUCCGUAUAAUUGUCAGAAUCCCAGCCGUCGCCGCGACUACUCUGAGGGCUACAUUCUGCCUGCGGGCAUUCAGGACACCAGGCCGCCGUUCCAUCAGGUGAGUGAGGGGGACAUGAAGGGGUGCCCAUCCCAUCUUGCGUAUGUAUGUCUGUGCGACUAUGCGUCCGUGCGUGUGCAGCUGAUCACGCCUCGGAUGCAGCAGGAGGGCAAGAUGAAUAUGCGUCUCACAUAGGCGUCUUGAUGAUGGAUGGGGCUUCUGGGUGAAAUGGGAAGUGUGGUUUGUCCGAAAACAGCGACGAGCCUCACUGUCAGUCACUGCUCUAUAAAGGGGAUGCCCGACGCGUGUCUGUCUCUAAGGUCAACUGUUCUGGCGUUUAAGGCCUUCUCGAUUGGCCGUGUGUCUGUCUGUCCAACUGUCUGUCUGUCUGUCUGUCUGAAUGCCUGAGUGUGUCCCGCUGAAGCUCAGCAGAUCUGUCCGUUACAGUCUGUCUGUCUGGUUGACCUUCCUUAAGGGAGACGGGGGGAGUGUUGUUCAGUUGGCUCAGUGCAAAUGCAGUGUCGGUGUCUGGUCGGCGGACGAAGGAAGGAACAAAGGGAGAGAGGACGGACUAGGGGUGAGAUGGAGAUGGACAGAUAGAGACGAUGGAUGGAGGGAGGGAGGGGCGAGUGGGUGGAUGGAUGGACUGAGUGACUCAUGGGCGGUACCGAUUUGAU